CACUUUUAUUAAUUAUACCUCCAUGAUGCAAGAAAGGCAUAAGCGUGCCUUACCUGCAAGACAUUCUUUUCUUACUGAUGCUGUUAGUACUGUUUUAGAGACAAGUUCAAAAACUCAAGUCCCUCAAAUAGAUUGUCAAACUAUUCUCAAACUGACCAAAGAUCUAUCCAACUGUACCGACUUUGGUGAACCUGAACCCAUACCAUUGCCUUCCUCUGAUAUUCAACCUGUGUUUCGAAUCAUAUCACAAAAACGCCCUACAAAGGCCAAAAGCAGUAGUGAUAUUACCACAUCAGAUGACUAUUACUUGGCACGACAUCGAAAACAUGAAAUGGAAGAAAAGAAGCAAAAAAACAGAGAAAAAGAACGAUUGGAGCAUGGACUUUAUCAGCAACAACAACUUGUAGAACGGCUCAAGACUAUGGACAAAAGUACUCUAGCCUCGAUUGUUUCUUCAUUACGACCUCUACAAUCAAACGAUUCGCCAUCACAAGAAACAAGACAACCAUAUACCUCAAUGACACCAAUGGACUUGGAACGACUUCACCAGAUCUUACUGCAAGAUGCUCGUGAACAAAUGUAUCGAUAUGAAAAAUUAGGUUUGGGUCGAAAACGUGGACAAGGUUUUAUCAAUACGCGUGGUUCUGCUGCAAGGAUCAAGGAGCUAGAGACCAAGGUAUUAGCUCAUUUCAAACAGCAAGGACAACAUCGACCUGAAGGUAAACGACGAAGCUUACGAACAGGAAUUGCUUUUGGUGAAAAAUUACCUGCAAUGGAUACGGUUGACUUUGAACUACCGGAUGAAGUAUUUGGAACCAUGAUCUCAAGAAGGAAAUAG
This is a messenger RNA of Halteromyces radiatus, 838 nucleotides long. RefSeq lists its product as uncharacterized. NCBI's taxonomy places the organism in Eukaryota, Fungi, Mucoromycota, Mucoromycetes, Mucorales, Cunninghamellaceae. The record is from RefSeq and is a predicted model, not a curated record. The transcript is spliced from 4 exons. The coding region runs from base 23 to 838 and encodes 271 amino acids.